UUCAACUACAAGAACAACAACAACAUCAACCAAAACAAGAACAAGAGCACCACUUCCUCUCUCUUCUCUCUCUCUCUCCUGCCAUGUCAGAGUGUAACCCCGUCCCUAUGACCCCGGCGAAUCCGUAUUUGUAUGCUUCUCUCUCUAAAAGUCUCACACUUUCUCUCUCUAAAAAAAUUAAAAAGGAAAAUUAAUAAGAUUGGAAAAACAAAAACUAUCUCUUUCCUCUCUAUUUAUUUAAUUUGUCUCCCUUCGCUUUCUCUCUCUUUCUCGUAUCUCUCACAGCCUGCCUUCCAUGCCCUAAACCUCUCCCACCUCCCCUACCUCCCCUACCUCGUCAGCUCUUUAUCUCAAUCUAGCUAUCUGGCUCUUUUGCUCUGUAUAUUGGGUUUUUGAUCCAUUACUUGAUUGUGCCUGAAUACGUGUGUGGAAGCUCCGAUGCCUUGACUAAUUCAUCGACAUGCUUGCUGUCACUGUUGACCACAUAUGUAGGACCGAAGACUAAAAGAUGAAGGAAGGCAGUUCUUCGCCGAGUAAAAUGAUUAACAGAAAUUGGGUCUUGAAACGAAAACGUAGAAAGCUUCCUCAUGGACCUGAUAUAUCUAAUGGAAAAGAAGACGGUUCGGCAGCCUCGGAAUCUCCAAGGAAGACUUCCUCUUCAGUUAAGCGCAGGCUGAAUAAUGAAAUAGUUUCUGAUCGAUUUUCAUCCAAGAAGAAAGGAAAUGACGGGUAUUUCUAUGAAUGCGUGAUCUGUGACCUUGGUGGUAACUUGUUGUGUUGUGAUAGCUGCCCCCGAACCUAUCAUCUCCAGUGUCUUAAUCCACCUCUUAAGCGCAUUCCGAAUGGGAAGUGGCAAUGCCCAACUUGCUGUCAGAAAAGUGAUCUGCUUGAGCCCAUAAACUAUUUAGCGGAUACCAUUUCAAAACGAGCAAGAACAAAGAGUGUCACUGCGAAGUCCAAAACUGGAGUUACGUCAUCUGACAGGGAAAAAGUAUCACAGAUUUUCGGAAACUCUAUUGUUGCAAAGAAAAGAUCCUCAAGCAAAGGAAAAACUGUUUUAACUCAUGGAAUCAAAUUCUUUGAAAAGAAACCAUUCUCCCAGAUAGAUAUACCUUGUAGCACCAAGCCGAGUCAUUCAACAGUUGGUGGUUCUGUGGACGGUAUUUCAUCAUGUGAGAAUGUUGACGAUAAAAAAAGAUCUAACUUUUCCCCAGAAGAUGAUUCCACAGACAGAAAGUUGAGCUCUCCUGCUAAAGAAGUUUCAUCUCAUUCUAAAGUUACAGCUUCGGAGACAAAUGAAGAAGCUCCUGAGGAAUUUGCCUGUCCUGAGGUGAAGCCUGUCCUGUCUUGUACUGAUGCAUCUCCACGUAAGACCAUAGUUCUUGCGAUCAGUGCUACCACUGGCAAGGCCAGAAAAAGGAAACACAAAGGCAAUAACGAUAAGAGUAAAAAGAAGAAGACCGAUAAGGGAAAAUCUGUUAGUACUUCUAAACAAUCUGGAUCUAAAGCAAGUACUGCAAGCCUGAGGAUUGGUAAAGCACUUCGUAAGCAUAAAUCUGUCAACCAUGGGGUUUCUGCAUCCUUGUCAAGAGAGGACAUUGAAAUCAAGAAUUCAGAUGUCCAGAACAAAGACGAGGAGCUUCCUGAGGGAGAAAAAGACCCGUCACAUAAUGUAGAUAAAGCUGGAAGUCAUGUAGUUGAAACACUAAUUUGUAAUGAUAGUUUUUCUGCUGAACCUCUGCAGGUUGAUCGAGUUUUGGGAUGUCGAGUUCAAGGUGAUAAUGCUGACUCUCGUCACUUAUCUGUGGCAGCUGCUCAUGAUCUGUGUUCUGUUGAUUUGCAAGUCUCAGAUACUCAAACCAGAUUAUCAGAUGGGAAUUCUGCUUGUGAUAAUGACAUGGAUGUCAGAGCUGCUGAAAAUCUUACUGAGGGUUGUGAAAAUGUUGUCAAGGGUGCUGAUGGGGAUGAAAGCAUGAAGGAUGAUGUUAGAGUGGACAAAAUGAAUGUGUACAGAAGAUCCAUGAACAAAGAAGGUAAAAAAGCUAACUCCAUGGAUGUGUCAAGGAUGGGUACUAAGGAUUCGGGUAACAUAAAUGGUAAGGAUCAAGAUGAAUCUGCUGUAACUGCAGAUGAUUCGGGAAAAACACAUGAAAGAAUAGUGACUGCGGAGACUACCAAAGUUAGUUUGAAAAGUCAUGAUGAUGAUGAAGUUCCAGAAAUUGAAACACACGUCUCUCCUGACACCAAAGACAAAAAAGAUGUAGAUACAGAAACUGGAAUUAAUAGCAGCGCUCAAAACAAAAGUCAGGGGCCCUCCUCACUGGCUGAACCUUCAGGUGGUAGCUGUGAGACCGUAUUGUAUGAAUUUUUAAUUAAGUGGACGGGUAAGUCUAACAUUCAUAAUAGUUGGGUUUCUGAAUCUGAGCUAAAAGUCUUGGCCAAGAGAAAACUAGAAAAUUACAAGGCCAAGUAUGGAACUGCUGUUAUAAAUAUCUGUGAGGAACGAUGGAAGCAACCACAGCGGGUGAUUGGUCUCCGUAGUUUAAAAGAUGGCUCAGGUGAAGCUUUCAUAAAAUGGAAUGGUCUUUCUUACAUUGAAUGCACUUGGGAAAGAUUGGAUGAACCUGUCAUUCAAAAUUCUCAGAAUCUGGUCGAUCUAUUUAGACAAUUUGAGCAACAAACACUGGAAAAAGAUGCUUCUAAGGAUGAUUCAAGAGGGAGGGAUAGUUGUCAGCAAAAUGAAAUAGUUACUCUGACAGAGCAGCCUAAGGAACUGAAGGGAGGGUCAUUGUUUCCCCAUCAGCUUGAAGCACUCAAUUGGUUGCGGAAGUGCUGGCAUAAAUCCAAGAAUGUAAUACUAGCUGAUGAGAUGGGGCUUGGUAAAACUGUGUCAGCUUGUGCUUUUCUUUCGUCAUUAUAUUAUGAGUUCAAAGCCACUCUGCCUUGUUUAGUCUUGGUUCCACUUUCCACAAUGCCCAAUUGGCUUUCUGAGUUCGCAUUAUGGGCUCCUGAGUUGAACGUCGUGGAAUAUCAUGGUUGUGCUAAAGCAAGAGCCAUUAUUCGCCAGUAUGAAUGGCAUGCUAGUGAUCCGAACGCAUUGAAUAAAAAAACAUCUGCUUAUAAAUUUAAUGUUCUUUUAACUACAUAUGAAAUGGUUCUUGCUGAUUCCUCACAUCUCCGUGGGGUUCCCUGGGAAGUUCUCAUAGUUGAUGAGGGUCAUCGUUUGAAAAAUUCAGGAAGCAAGCUUUUCAGCUUGCUUAAUUCCUUGUCUUUCCAACAUCGUGUACUGUUGACUGGUACCCCUCUUCAGAACAACAUUGGUGAAAUGUAUAACUUGCUUAAUUUCUUGCAGCCGGCUUCAUUCCCUUCGCUAUCUUCAUUCGAGGAUAGGUUUAAUGAUCUUACAACUGCAGAAAAAGUGGAUGAAUUGAAAAAACUUGUUGCUCCACAUAUGCUUCGGAGGCUUAAAAAGGAUGCUAUGCAGAAUAUCCCCCCCAAGACUGAACGGAUGGUUCCUGUUGAGCUGUCCUCUAUCCAAGCUGAAUACUACCGCGCAAUGCUCACAAAGAAUUAUCAGAUAUUACGGAAUAUUGGGAAAGGGGUGGCACAGCAGUCAAUGUUGAACAUUGUAAUGCAAUUAAGGAAAGUCUGCAAUCAUCCUUAUCUCAUACCAGGCACUGAACCUGACUCUGGGUCUGUAGAGUUCCUUCAUGAAAUGCGGAUAAAAGCUUCAGCCAAGUUGACUCUGUUGCAUUCUAUGCUUAAGAUUUUGCACAAAGAAGGUAACAGAGUCCUAAUCUUUUCACAGAUGACCAAGCUACUAGAUAUCCUUGAGGAUUAUUUGGCCAUAGAAUUUGGACCUAAAACAUAUGAGAGAGUAGAUGGCUCUGUUUCAGUCACUGAUCGUCAAUCUGCAAUUGCGCGUUUUAACCAAGAUAGAAGCCGAUUUGUCUUUUUGUUAUCAACACGCUCUUGUGGCCUUGGUAUCAAUUUGGCAACAGCUGACACUGUCAUUAUCUAUGAUUCUGAUUUCAACCCACAUGCUGAUAUCCAAGCUAUGAAUCGAGCACAUCGAAUUGGACAGUCAAAACGACUUUUGGUAUAUAGGCUUGUAGUUCGUGCUAGUGUUGAAGAGCGCAUCUUGCAGCUUGCAAAGAAGAAACUUAUGCUUGAUCAGCUUUUUGUGAAUAAGUCGGGAUCCCAAAAAGAAGUGGAAGAUAUUAUAAAAUGGGGAACAGAGGAGCUUUUUAAUGAUUCUCCUAGCGCUGAUGGAAAAGAUACAGACGAAAAUAAUAGUAACAAAGAUGAGGCAGUGACAGAUGUAGAACAUAAGCAUAGGAAGCGAACUGGUGGCCUGGGGGAUGUGUAUAAGGAUAAAUGUACAGAUAGCAGCAACAAGAUUGUGUGGGAUGAAAGUGCAAUUUUAAAGUUGCUAGACCGUUCAAACCUUCAGUCUGGAUCAACUGAUAUUGCUGAAGGAGAUUUGGAAAAUGACAUGCUUGGCUCAGUAAAGUCCAUCGAAUGGAAUGAGGAACCAGCUGAAGAGCAGGUAGUUGAAUCACCUGUAGGUGCAAGUGAUGAUAUUUGUGUACAAAAUACCGAAAGGAAAGAGGAUAACAUGGUUACUGUUACUGAAGAAAAUGAAUGGGACAGACUAUUGCGUCUUAGGUGGGAGAGAUAUCAAAGUGAGGAGGAAGCAGCUCUUGGUCGGGGGAAGCGCCUGCGGAAAGCUGUUUCUUACAGGGAAGCAUAUGCUGCACACCCAACUGAAACAUUGAGUGAGAGUGGUGCGGAAGAGGAACGUGAGCCUGAACCAGAGCCAGAGCGGGAGUACACACCUGCUGGACGAGCUCUAAAAGCAAAAUUUGCUAAGCUCCGAGCUAGACAAAAAGAACGGCUCGCUCAGAGGAAUGCAAUUGAGGAAUCUCAUCCUAGUGAGGGACUGCCUGUUGAGUCACUUCCUCCGUGUCCCACCAAUCCUGCCAAAGAUGGGGAUCAAGCGACUGGACUGGUUCAAUUUUUCAGAGAGAGGCCUUCAGUAAUUGACUUGGAGGAUAACAAGUUAGAUGCUCCCAAGGCCAAGACUGACUCUCCCUUACGGUUGGGCAGACAAUCAAAACAUAAAAGCAGCCGCCUUGAUCUUUCUGUCAAUCCUCUUGACUACCUGUCUCCUGACAUUUUCUUUCCAAGUCACCAAUCUCAGCGAACCAGCAUGACCAACUCAGUGCCCCCAAAUAAUUUGUUACCUGUUCUGGGACUUUGUGCUCCCAAUGCUAGUCAAAUAGAAUCAUCAAAUAAGAACUUCUCAAGGUCAAAUUGCAGACAGAAAGGAGCUCGGCCAGAGUUUCCAUUUAGUCUAGCUCCUCAGUCUGGGACUUUGUCUGAGACAGAUGUAAAUGGUGAUGAAGUGAAAUUAUCAGGUGCAUCAGCGGAAGUAUCACGUCUCAAGAAUAACAUCCCAAAUGGUGGUUUGCCAUUUAGGCCGGUCUGUUUGCAGUAUCCUCCGGCUAUUCAGGGAAACAGUUAUGAUCGUCCAGAAAGUUCUGGUGCUGCUUUUUCAGAUUUCCAGGAGAGGAUGGCACUGCCUAACUUACCUUUUGAUGAGAAAUUGUUACCAAGAUUCCCGCUUUCAACUAAGAGCAUACCAAGUCCACAUUUUGACUUCUUGCCUAGCUUGUCAUUGGGUAGCAGACUUGAACCUUCCAAUGGCUCCUUGCAAGAACUUCCAACAAUGCCAUUGUUCCCCAAUUUAAAAUUACCCCCACAAGAUGCACCCAGAUAUAAUCAACAAGACAGAGAAGUGCCUCCCACCUUGGGUUUGGGACAUAUGCCAACUACAUUUCCAUCAUUCCCUGAUAACCACAGGAAGGUGCUUGAAAACAUAAUGAUGAGGACUGGGCCUGGAUCAAGCAACUUGUUUAAAAAGAAAUCAAAAGCAGAUAUCUGGACGGAAGAUGAACUUGAUUUCCUCUGGAUUGGUGUUCGUAGGCAUGGAAGGGGCAAUUGGGAUGCAAUGCUAAGAGACCCAAGGUUGAAGUUCUCGAAGUUUAAAACUUCGGAAGAUUUGUCAGCUAGAUGGGAGGAGGAGCAACUCAAGAUUUUGGAUGGGCCAUCUUUCCCAGUGUCCAAAUCAGCCAAACGGACUACCAAAUCCUCACAGUUUCCAUGCAUAUCUGAUGGGAUGAUGGCACGGGCACUGCAUGGAAGUAGACUUGUCACACCGCCAAAAUUUCAACCCCACUUGACAGACAUGAAGCUGGGUUUUAGUGAUCUUACAUCUGGCUUUCCGCAUCUUGAAGCAUCAGAUAGAGUUGGUUUGCACAAUGAGCAAUUUCCCCCCAUUCCAACUUGGUUUCAUGAAAAAUUCCGGGCAAAUUUUUCCGGAGAUUCUUCUGCUGGAGUUUCUGACAGACCAGGGACGUCUUCCAAUGUUCCCAUUGAGGAGCCAUUUGUUGUCACUUCUUUUGGAACCAGUUGCUUGGGUUUGAAUUCCUCAAGCAGCUAUGAUGUACAGAAGAAGGAAGAUGAACAGGGUGCCUAUAAGUAUGGGAAGUUGCCUUGUCUUCUUGAUAGAUCACUGAAUGUUUUACGUGAUAUGAAUAAUAAUUUGGGAAGGGGUGAACCUACCAGUUCAGGAUUUCUACCUGAUCCCAAGAGGGGGCUUUUAAAGGGGAAAGAUCUUGCUGGAAGUAGUUCUUCAAAGGACAAGCUACCCCAUUGGCUACGGGAAGCUGUAAGUGCUCCUGCUAAACCCCCAGCACCUGACCUGCCACCUACAGUGUCAGCAAUAGCCCAAUCUGUUCGGUUGUUAUAUGGGGAGGAUAAGCGAACUAUUCCUCCCUUUGUGAUUCCAGGCCCACCACCUUCGCUACCAAAGGAUCCAAGACGGAGUUUAAAGAAGAAAAGAAGGCAGAAAUCACGUCUGUUUAGGCGGAUUCCACCCGAAAUUGCUGGAAGCAGCCAGGACUUUCAGAGCACACACUUUGGUGACAAUGCUUCAAGCUCCAUUCCUAUGGCCCCAUCAUUUCCAUUGCUUCCACAAUCAAUGGUUGCAACUUCAGGCCUUUCACGGAUUGAAUCUGACCUCAGUGCGCCUCUCAGUUUAAAUAUGGCAAACCCAUCAUCCUCAUUGCCGCAUCUGAAUCAUCAGAAGAAGACAAUCAUGGGAAUGUCCCCUUCACCUGAAGUGCUUCAAUUGGUAGCAUCCUGUGUUGCUCCAGGUCCACAUCUGUCAGCAGCUUCUGGCAUGGCAAGCUCAAGCUUUCAUGACACAAAGCCCUCGUUGCCAAACUCAGUUGACCAAGUAGGACUUUUGGACUCCCAAACUGCAUUUGGAAGCAAGGAGGCUAAGCAGGGCUCACCUCUUAAGGUGUGUGAUUCACUUGGGAAAGAUAGAACAUGUGAUACUGAAAGUGGGGAUUCCAGCAAGACUCAAUCAGAUCCCUCUAGGACAGAACGGCCCGAUGUAGAGGAAAUUUCUUCUGAGGGCACUGUCUCAGAUCAUCCUCUGAGUGAUCGGGAACCGUAGCUGUAAUAUGGGAUUAGAACAUAGUUAUUCUUUCAUGUUAUUCAAGGCUCCGAUGUGCUUGAAUUUUUGUAGGUUUUUGUAGUGCAUGAUAAACUAGCCAAUAUAGGGUUAUUUAGGAUAUAUAAUGUUGUGUAAAGCUUAUGUAAGAGAAUGAAAAAUAUAGUGCUGCCUUCUCAUUUUACCAUGGACCUUGCGUCCCCCUUAUGUCUCAUCAAUGAGACAAUAUCUGAAUAGUGAUGCCCAAUCAGUUGGCUUACUUCAGACCCAAAAAAAAUCUGUUGGUUUACUUUUUCAAUUUUUUUAAAGACUGGUUUUGGAUUUAUAA
Molecule: messenger RNA, 7853 nt
Organism: Prunus avium (sweet cherry)
Lineage: Eukaryota; Viridiplantae; Streptophyta; Magnoliopsida; Rosales; Rosaceae
Gene: CHR4
Product: chromatin remodeling 4
Biological process (GO): chromatin remodeling
Cellular component (GO): chromatin; nucleus
Molecular function (GO): ATP-dependent chromatin remodeler activity; ATP hydrolysis activity; histone binding
Source: RefSeq, a predicted model, not a curated record